CCCACGCUGUGAUUUUCCAGCCACCUUUCACGCACAACCCAUCUGGCAAAUCCUCCCCUUAACCGCCCUCUGCGGCUGUUGGAGCAGUGGAGCAAACAACGACGCUAACACUGGAGCUGUAAAAGUAGCGACGGGGGCUCCCGUUUAAAGCGCCGCAGCGCCGUGUCAUCCACCGCUACUCUCUCUGAAACGACUGUCUGUUUCUGAGAAGUGCUCACUAAUACUCCGGAAAACCACUGCCGCCGCACAUCCAACAAGGAAUAAAAAAAUCAACCCAAACCGAAGCAAAAAUGGUGCAAAACAAGAUUACCGAAGUCACUGGAUUCCACCGCUCUUUUAAGGGUCAAAACCCAUUUGAGUCGGAUGAUUUCACCAAGAAUGGAUCCCAUCUUAUUGAUUCAUCCUUUAAUUUUGAUUCCUCCCCAAGACAUGACAUGCCUUCCAGUCAGCCUAUUGAUAUUCCCGAUGCCAAGAAGAGAAACAAGAAGAAGAAGCGUUGCCGAGCAACUGACAGUUUCUCUGGACGAUUUGAGGAUGUCUACAGGCUCCAAGAUGAGGUUUUGGGCGAGGGUGCUUAUGCCAGAGUGCAAACGUGCAUCAAUCUCAUCACCAACAAAGAAUAUGCUGUUAAGAUCAUUGAAAAAGGACCAGGACACAGCCGCAGCCGUGUCUUUCGUGAAGUUGAGAUGCUCUAUCAGUGCCAGGGUCACAGGAAUAUUCUGGAGCUGGUAGAGUUCUUUGAGGAAGAGGACAAGUUCUACUUGGUGUUUGAGAAGCUCAGAGGAGGGUCGGUAUUGGCACAGAUUCACAAGAGGCAACGCUUCAGUGAGCAGGAAGCAAGUGUUAUUGUUCACGACAUCGCCAGCGCUCUCGAUUUCCUGCACAACAAAGGAAUGGCACAUCGCGACCUGAAACCAGAAAAUAUUCUUUGUGAAAGCGCAGACAAGAUAUCACCAGUCAAGAUCUGCGACUUUGACUUGGGUAGUGGGAUCAAGUUAAACAGUGAUAGUUCACCAAUCUCCACCCCUGAACUGCUCACUCCUUGUGGCUCAGCAGAGUACAUGGCACCUGAGGUAGUCGAGGCCUUCAGCGAAGAGGCUAGCAUCUAUGACAAGCGCUGCGACCUCUGGAGCCUGGGAGUCAUCCUCUACAUCAUGCUCAGCGGCUAUCCGCCCUUCGUCGGCCGCUGUGGCGGGGACUGUGGCUGGGAGUUUGGAGAACCGUGUCACACCUGCCAGAACACUCUGUUUGAAAGUAUUCAAGAGGGAAAGUACGAAUUUCCAGAGAAGGAAUGGGCUCACAUUUCCUCAAGUGCCAAAGACCUGAUAUCCAAACUUCUGGUUCGGGACGCCAAAAACCGCCUGAGUGCCAGGCAGGUGCUGCAGCACCCCUGGGUGCAAGGGGGUGUAUCUGAUGCUUUACCAACAUCCAUCUUGCAUCAGAGAACCAGCUGUACCAGGGACCUGACAUUCUUUGCUGACAAGGCCAUGGCUGUGAACCGGCAGCUGGCUGAACAGGACGACAUGGAAGAUCAGCAGCAGCAGCAGGAAGCUCCAUUUGUGGUGACGGCUUCUGGCUCUUCUAUGCAGCUCUCCCCUCCUUCCAACUCCAAGCUGGCCAGGCGCAGACAGCGGGGCAGCCAGCCUAAGGGCGGGCCCGUUUCCGCCGCGGAGCUACGUCAACUCUUGGCCCCCCUAGUCAUCGUUGGAGACUGCGCUUGAACUCUUGUCAACAUGGAAUCCCCGCCCAAGUUUAAGGUUCAGAUCGGUGACGACAUUGAGACUCCUUUCCCAGUACUGGUUCCUCUUUGACUUUAGCUGGCCUUGGUCCCUCUGCAAUUCAGGCUUAAUAGCCGAGCUGUGAAGGGAGAUGCUGCUUGCAGCUCUUUUUUUCAAAAUGCCUUCUGCCCUUAUGCAGCACUUUGAAAGCACAUCAGCACAUGCCCUGCGUAAAGCAAACAAUGUGCACAUUCAGGUUGGGAAGGAGGGCCAGUUGAUCGUUUUGGUUUUGGUUUAAUCCCCCUCACAACAUUUGUCUUGAAACUAAGCUCCGACACCAAAGGACUACCUGUUCUGCUGCUCCCAUGUUACAGCUGGAUCCACUGUGAAUUAAGUUACUGGAAUGUUCUCUCUGCCUGUAUGUAAAUGCAUGAAUGACUCGUCUGCAGAUGCGUACAAGCUUAUGCAAUAUGCCAAGAUGAAGGCUGUAUGGAAAAAGGGGUUUUGGUGUAUAGAAAGGGCUGUGAGCCGCCGCUGUCCGUGCCUGGUGUGGUCCAUCAUGUGGCUCUAAAGAUUUUCUGUUAAAACUACAAUUUAAGAUGAUUUCCUCACAUCUGAGCCUCUUGUAAUGUCUGAGACGGAACGUGCACUCAUCUAGUUUGGUGGCCAUGCACUUAAUGCUUCAACAGAAAACCAUACUCACCUGUGGCAUACCACCUAUAACUUAUUAUUUUUUUGUAAUUACCAUAAACGCCAAACCAUUUAUGGUUCCAGAAGCAAAGUCUUACUGUAAGAAAGUCUUGGUUAUAAACAGCCAUCCGGAAACAAAUUUCAGGCUAUAAAGCUUGUAUUUCUGCUGUGGUAGUACAGGCGAAUGUAUGUAAACUGGGGUCAGUGUUACUUUCAUUGUAGACGGUCUGUCCCUUUGCUCAAACUUUUUUAUUUUUUUUUAUUUAUUUUUUUUUCCCUCUGACAUUUCUGCACAAGUUUAGCCUGAACCAUUUUUGCAGUAAAGGUUAAAACCCCCCUAAAGGGGUUUGAAAAGCACAUUUUGGGCACUAUGACAGAGUAAUUUCUUGAUCAAAUACAUUUGCAACUUAUUUGGACCACACACUUUCAAGGUGGGGUUUCUUUUGUUAAAAUGAGAUCCACCUUCCAGAAAUUUUUUUACAAUAUUUAGAGGCUGAAAUUUUUUCCAACUGAAAUGGGGUGAGGGCAAAAAUGAAAAAGGGAUGAACAUUCCACAGCUCUACAUUUAGUUCAUAAAGAUCAUUCUGCAACUGACAGGUGAUGGACUGGUGAUGAGGUUUUAGAUUUGUGGCCGCCUCACCAAAGAAGCUUUAACGUGAUUGGUGCGCAGAGGAGGGGGGGGCACCUCUGAUUGUCCAUGUCCUGUGUCUGGCACUGCAGCAGUGGUACUCUGGAAAUGGUGUCACAGGCGCCAUUCUGCUGGUUAAAGGACACUGUAAUAGUUCUAAAAAUACCUUCCAACAGAUGCAUCAUUAUGAAGUUAAAUGUCUUAUAAUAAGACUUACUUGAAUUUGUGUAUGCAGCUGUUUUCUUUUUUUUUUCUUUUUGGAAACUCUUACCUUUAAAUUAAAAGCAUUAAGAUGAUGAUCAAGGCAAUCUUAGGGGUUUCAAAGAUGCCCAUGAAAUUCAGUAUUCAGCCUUUUUCUUUUUUUGAGCUUCACACAAGUUUGUCCCUUCUUAAUGAUGGGGUUCGAUACUGGAAACAGAUUUUGACCAUAUUCUAAUAUCCUCACAGGUGUUGGAAGUUAUUUAUUUGGUCAUGAGCAUUUCUGUCAAAGGGCAGACACUUUUAGACUGCCUCUUAUCUUUAAAAAGGGGGACACUUUUUUUUUUUUUUUUUUUUUUUUUUUGUACGUCCUUUUGAAGUAAAAAGUGUUUCAACUAAUUUACUCAAACUGGCGGUACACGAACCUCCCCAGUUUGAAUGUAGCCCACAGACGAGGCAUUUACCACCCAGCAAAAGUUGAUGAAAUGUUCACCUCUCUUCAGUGUGGUGUUUUGGGCUGCGUUCCAGUCCUCUCCAGCAUCCUUUUUUUUUGAGCUGAUGCCCAUUUGUAACACUGAACUGUCCCGGCCCGUGGCUGUUUUGGGGGAAGAAAUUUACAAAAAUAAUUCAAAUACAGAAAUAUUUUUGAUUUAAAAUAAGCACUUUACUGUACCAUGUGAAUGAUUGCAGUUCAUGCAAAGCAAAACUGAUAACAGUUGACAAAGAAUUUUGUAUUGCUUUUUUGUAAAAAAGAAAAUAAAAAAAGAAUAAAAUACUUAAAAAUAUA
Oryzias melastigma (Indian medaka) is the source of this 4021-nucleotide messenger RNA. RefSeq names its product MAPK interacting serine/threonine kinase 2b (gene mknk2b). Lineage: Eukaryota; Metazoa; Chordata; Actinopteri; Beloniformes; Adrianichthyidae. Gene Ontology annotation, cellular component: cytoplasm; nucleus. The record is from RefSeq and is a predicted model, not a curated record. Gene Ontology annotation, molecular function: ATP binding; calmodulin binding; calcium-dependent protein serine/threonine kinase activity. Gene Ontology annotation, biological process: protein autophosphorylation; intracellular signal transduction; peptidyl-serine phosphorylation.